Messenger RNA from Stomoxys calcitrans (stable fly), 3070 nucleotides. Its product is annotated as acetylcholinesterase. Gene Ontology annotation, molecular function: neurexin family protein binding; signaling receptor activity. The transcript is spliced from 2 exons. Bases 843 to 2504 code for a protein of 553 amino acids. Gene Ontology annotation, cellular component: postsynaptic membrane; synapse; cell surface. Gene Ontology annotation, biological process: presynaptic membrane assembly; chemical synaptic transmission; postsynaptic membrane assembly. The record is from RefSeq and is a predicted model, not a curated record. Lineage: Eukaryota; Metazoa; Arthropoda; Insecta; Diptera; Muscidae.
AGAAGUACUUCCGAGCAAAUGGUCGUCUGUUUCUUCGGCAAAACCAUGAGGCGACUGUUCCACUUGGGCAACAUAAGACGGCAAAUUUUGAGCAUUACACAUCACAAUUUGAAUGCCUUAAGUGUUCGGAGAAAUUCGAAAAACGAACAAGAGAAGAAGACACCAUGACAACUCCAGCCCUCACACAUCGGCUUAAACCAGAGCUUUUUGACCGGCCAAACGUCGAAUUAAUGAGUCAUCCGCCGUACAGUCCUAACUUGGCACUCAAUGGUUUCUUUUUAUCCCCGCACAUUAAGAUUAAAAUGCGUAGUCAAUGAUUUUCGUCGUUAGAGGGAAUUGAAGCUUUUAAUAACCAUGUUUUGAAGGUGUCUCAAUCGGAGUGGAAAAAAUGCUUCGAAAAUUGGCUUGAGCGAAUGGAAAAGUGUAGGACGCAGAAGGCGACGACAACGACGCUUGUGACCCACUGCUGAAUAUGUUCGCACAGCAUCUUACGACAUAUCCAGUAUGACUAAACUCCCGUUGUAAAGUGAGGCCAGAGCAAGAUCGGAAAUGCACCGGUUACUCCUCACCGACACCGACCGAUUAUGGAGGCGGUUCUGGCAAACCGAUUCUUUACAAUCCCGGCACGGACCAGAAGCGUGCGGAGAAGGCACUCCGGGAUGUGCCUCUCCCAUGACGAAGAAAGACGAACACGUACACUGAGGUGGCAGCCCUUACCGAAGAGGGUUCUAUCGGGUCAUUCCGGAACGUACAACCGGCUGCCUUGGGAUUGCAGAUAAGUAAUACGUAACGGCCUGCGUUAUGGAAAUUUGCCAGUAUUAGUUGUUCUUACCGGAGAAGAUAUGUCAUACGAUUGGCCUCGCAACAGAGUGACUGGUCUAGAUAUGGCUGCGGAAGGUUUAGUCGUUAUUACCAUACAAUAUCGCACCAACAUAUUCGGCUGGAUAAAUGCCCCCGAAAAUAAUGAACUCAGUGGCAACUAUGGCCUACAAGAUCAGAUGUUAGCUCUGGACUGGAUACAAGAAAAUGUAAAAAGUUUAGGUGGAAAUUCCAAUCAUAUAACGUUGUUGGGUCAUGGCACCACUGGAGCCGCAUGUGCCCUCUUGCACUUUGUACAAAGUCAACAAUCGUCAUAUCCUAUGGCGCCAUUAUUCAACCAAAUGAUUCUGAUGUCCGGAGGUGAUAUUGAGAAACAAGUGGCUCCACUUGCUCAGGUGCAAGAGGCUUCAAGAGUCUUGGUGCAAAAACUAGGUUGUCAGUUUGAAGAAAAUGGCAAACAAAUGGUUUCGUGUUUACGCUCUAAAAGUGUCAGUGAUGUCCUUAAGGCUUUCGAUAGUAUCUACGAUCAUGGUAAUGGCACUUUUCAUCUGGGUCCCAGUAUUGCCUACAAUUUAGCAGAUAUUUUCAAUAACAUGACCAUAAUGAACAAUGCACCGAAUACCAUGAUGGGAAUCACUUCAAAUGAGGGAGCAUUUCUUCCUGAUUAUUGGCUUGAAUUGGCUCGAGAUAAUUAUGAAAGCCUUAAAUCCUAUGUCAACUACACCCUGUUGAAAGCGUUCAUUGGAGCAAACGGCCCAAACAGUAAUCAACAUAUCUUGGAAGCUUUGAAUUGGCGAUACUUUAAUAGUGGGCCGGAUGGGGAUCGCAUACAGUUGCUGGCUUCCAUGCAAAAAUUUAUAUCGGAGUAUGAAUACGAAAUACCAUUUUAUCGUCUUUUAAAUCAAAUGUCUAAUAUGUCAUCCACCUCUGAGAUUUACGCAUACAUCUAUGACUUCGCUAAUACAAUGGAUAUGCGCGGUAAGGUUAAUCUAUUCGCUGGAGCGUCGCAUUCAUCCGAUCUACCUUUAAUCUUUGGCCCUUCGUUGUUUCAACAAAUAUCGCGUCGACGUUUCACCAUUGACGAGGAAAAGAUGUUUCGUAAGAUGCGAACUCCCAUCAUUAAUUUCAUAAAAAGCGGCAAUCCCAACCCCGGUCGUGUAUAUGAGGGCUGGCUACCAUAUACGCAAAAGGAAAAGUUCAUUUUCAAUUUGGGAGAAGCAUGGAUUUCGCAACGUGGCGACAUUUUGGAUCUAGACAUGGCAAAUAUUCCAAAAAUCGAGCAGCUAUUGGAUAGCGAAAGGGCUUUAUCUGUCCGUUCUAGGCUAAACCGCAAUCAAUUCAACAACCCCUAUCAAAUGCCCUCCGAUAAACGAUCUAUCCAAAAUGCAUCUAUGAAUUUAAUAUCGAAGCGAAACUCUGAAUAUGCUCUUCAUUUGAAGAGGGUCUAUGGCUAUUGGCAAGUGUUUCUGCCCCAAAGCUUUUCUUCCAACGGGCAAUACUCCGAUGACAUUGUUACGCAGCGCCUGUUGUAUAUGGAGGCUUCCGCCGAUGCCGCCCGAUACAAACAAGGAUUCUUUGUAAUGCUGAUUCUGGUAUCAGUGCUCAUGGCCCUUUUGGGUCUAUGUAUUUAUCUGCUUCGACGCAAUCCCCUAGAGCCAUCACCACAUUUCGAUUGUGAUUUAUGACAUAAGUGGUGGCUUCGGCAAAAGAUCUUCAAGUGUUGUCCCAACUUCAGCAGAGGUUCAAACUCGGGAGUGACGCACGAAUUUAGUCAACCCGUACAAGCAAGUAACUGGAGUAGGGAGACACGUUUGCCGAAGCACCCCACCCAACAUGCCCCCAAGCCUUUCGAUUACAGGCAACGCCAAAGGCGACAGUCCAUUGAAAUACCAACAUCAACCAAUAACCAUCACAGACGAUCAGCCAGAAGCGAUACUAAACCAGUGGAAAUGGCAAAGAGUACACCUACGCCCGCAUCCAAACUUAAAUCUAUAACAACCGCAACGUCGGUCCAGCAAAGCGCGUCGGCUAGUUCUCGCAAUCUACCACAUUUUACGGACGCUGAAGGUAUCAGAAAUUGGCAAUAUCAGUUGACAUGUGAAAAACUUUAAAGACUACACAGAAGAAUCAAUGUGUACAAUUUAUUUAAGCCUUUUCCAAAGAGAAACCAAAGAGUAGUUUUAAGAAACUUAUUCACUAUAAAAGAGUGUUACGUUAUUUAUUUCAAAUAAAGUUUUCUUUACAGAUAAUA